CUAAAGUAGAUAAUAAUAAUUAUGCAUAAAGAUAAGGUAACCCAAUUGAGUAGGAUAUUGUACUUCUAUUAAGCCAGUUUUAGUUCCAAAAGGAAGAAAAUAUAAUAGAAUGGAGAUACCAAACCAUACUAACCAUGAAGCGGAUGCAUUUCUUGAGAAACAAGGAAGAGAGGCGCAUUGCGUGAGAAUUUUGUCCUGACAAUGAAGAAUCUUAAACUCUCUCUCUCUUUUUGCAACAAAUAACUGGUGGGGGGUGUUAGAAAUUUAUGAAACACACAACAAAAGGAGAAAAAAAAUUAGAUGCUCUAAAACUUCUAUUGGCUAUGGAUAUUGCUGUUCUAUCAAGUCUAUGAUGCAUUGCUUGAUUCAAAAGAAUAGAGACCUAUAAGCUAAGUACUCUUUCGUUUUGCAUCCUUUUCUUUUUUUAAAUUUUGGAUCAAAAGGCUCAUAAAAUUGUGGCCAAGAAUCCAACUUUUGCUGUAUUAAAAGUCCGGUGUCUUGUUGCGUAUAACAUAGAAUUGGCCAGAAGAGGGCAUAGUGAUGAUGGAUUGGGCACCAAUUUUAAUUGGGUUAUUGCUGUUCAUAUUGCUAUCACCAGGGCUACUCUUCCAGCUACCAGGAAACACUCGCCGUGUGGAAUUUGGGAGCUUCACAACCAAUGGGAAAGCCAUACUCGUCCACACUCUUAUUUUCUUUACCAUCUUCACCAUCCUCACAUUGGCUGUUAGAGUCCAUAUUUAUACAGGCUAAUUCUGAUUUGUAGCACUUUCAUUUUGGUUUUUGAGACUCUUUCUUUUUAUCUCCUUCGUUUCUUCGGAAAGUUUUUGAGUGAUUUGUUUUAUGUUGGAAAAGUUUUCACAUAUGAUUUGUAAGUGCAUAUUUUGGAAUACCCAUGUUUUGAAUGUUUUAGAUAUCAUAAAGAACGUUUCAUUGGA
Molecule: messenger RNA, 935 nt
Organism: Ziziphus jujuba (common jujube)
Lineage: Eukaryota; Viridiplantae; Streptophyta; Magnoliopsida; Rosales; Rhamnaceae
Exons: 1
Coding region: 541-750 (69 amino acids)
Source: RefSeq, a predicted model, not a curated record